UUUCGAUUCGUGUUCGUUUUGUUGGACAAAAGUUCUAUAAGAAAGUUUGUGCUUCAUAGAACGAGGUUUUUAAAUGAAAUUUUGCCAAAAUAUCGCUUCUUUUCUCCCGUGGAAAUUCGCGGGCUAUCUUUCAUAACCGAGGGUACCUUUAGUACCACUUAGUCUGUUGUUUUAAGCAUUUUAAAGCCAGAGAAAUCCGUGGGGAAUACCACAUAAGAUUCGUCGAGGGACUUUCCCUGGGAAGUUUGCAACAAUUUUACUGAAGUUUGCUCAAUUUCCCCAACUGAAUGUCAUAAGAUAAUCUCAACUUUGAAGGCUAAAGAUCUGAAAGAUGUCUGGAGCAAGACGACACACUGGCGAAGGCAAAAAAAAGCCGAAAGGUCCACGACCAGGAAAGUUUGACUUUUCACAGAACCAUCCUGCAAAGUCUGUAUCACCAAUAACACCUCAUAAUUUGUCUGAUAAAACAACCUUGACUAUCAAUGGAAAGGAGUUUGACUGCAAAGCAGAAGAUUUAGAGGACCUUGGAGAGUUGGGUCAUGGUGCAUAUGGUGUUGUACAAAAGAUGAAAUUGGAAUCUACUGAAACAAUGAUGGCAGUUAAGCGGAUACCAUAUUCGUUUAAUGAUAAGGAACAAAAGAGGGCAUUGAUGGAUCUUGAUGUGUCAAUGCGAGUCAGUGAGUGUGCCUUCACUGUGCAGUUCUAUGGCGCGCUGUUCAGAGAGGGUGAUGUAUGGAUAUGUAUGGAAUUGAUGCAUACAUCGUUAGACAAGCUGUACAAAUGUGUUUACAGUGUUCCAGACAGGAGAAUACCGGAGAAUGUGUUGGGAAAGCUAACCAGAGCUGUUGUGGAAGCACUGGAUCACCUACACACAUUACAAAUUAUCCAUCGAGACGUGAAACCCUCAAAUAUACUCAUCAAUGACGCCGGGGAGUUUAAGUUAUGCGACUUCGGUAUUAGUGGUCAGCUGGUGAACUCGUUGGCAAAGACAAUGGACGCAGGAUGUAAACCCUAUAUGGCUCCCGAAAGAAUCAAUCCAUCAAAAGAUGCGCCUGGUUAUGAUAUCAGGUCAGACGUCUGGAGCUUAGGAAUAACUGUGAUCGAGUUAGGCACCGGUAAGUUCCCGUACGGACAGUGGCGAACUCCAUUUGAACAACUAAAGCAAGUCGUCCAUGAGCCUGCACCAAAAUUGGAGAAAGGUGGCUUGUUCUCCGACGAGUGCUGUGAUUUAGUAAACAGUUGCUUAGAAAAGGAGUAUAAACAGCGACCAAAUUAUACACAAUUAAAGGCACAUGCGUUUAUCAAGAAAUACCAGACUGAAGUCGUUGACGUGGCAGAGUGGGCCCGACCUAUCCUUGCGGAAUUAGACAACCAACGGAAGACAUAUGAUGAGAUUUGCCCAACAGCACUACGUCGUUUAAGGUCUAGCCGUGGUGCCUUCGCUCAUGCGACAAGUCAACAUCGGCUUGGACAAAAUGUUGUCAUUCCAAGAUCAAAUAAAGGAACAAGAAGCUGUUCAGACCAAGAUAAAACACAACAAGAACAACAACGAAGACAACGAGAAAAACAAGAACAGGAAUUACAGAGACAACAAGAACAACAGCGACGCCAAAGAGAACAACAACAACAUCAAGAAGAAUUACAGAGACAACAAGAACAACAACGGCAAAUAGAAAAACUACGAAAACAACAAAAACAACAGAGAAAACAAGAACAACAACGACGAAAACAAGAACAACAACAACAGGAGCUACAGAGACAACAAGAACAACAACGCCAACAAGAACAACAACAACAGGAACUACAGAGACAACAAGAACAACAACGAAGGCAACGAGAACAACAACAACAACAACAGGAAUUACAGAGACAACAAGAACAACAAAGACGAGAACAAAAAAAACGGGAAAAACAGAGACAACAAGAACAACAACAAAGACAACGAGAACAACAGGAAUUACAGAGACAACAAGAACAACAAAGACGAGAACAACAACAACGGGAAUUACAGAGACAACAAGAACAACAACGACGGCAACGAGAACAACAACAACAACAACAACAGGAAUUACAGAGACAACAAGAACAACAAAGACGAGAACAGCAACAACGGGAAUUACAGAGACAACAAGAACAACAAAGACGAGAACAGCAACAACGGGAAUUACAGAGACAACAAGAACAACAAAGACGAGAACAACAACAACAGGAAUUACAGAGACAACAAGAACAACAAAGACGAGAACAACAACAACAGGAAUUACAGAGACAACAAGAACAACAACGACGAAAACAAGAGCAACUACAACAGGAAUUACGGAGACAAAGAGAAGAACUACUAGAACAAGAACAACAACGACAAGCAAAUCAAGUCAACCCAGCGGAAACACCUGUGACGUACUGCUUAAGAAAUUUCACUUGUCAACUAAAAACUAAACCGCUCGAUAAGGCUUUUAUACCUGAAGAUGAUUUAGUAGCGUACCAAAAUCAAUGGAUGUUAUGCAGUGCUACAAUCACGGACCAGUUUGGCAACAAGUUAUCCAAAUCUAUGCCAAAUAUUAGCCUUAGUGGUACUCCCCAUGUUGAAUUUUGUGACAGCAAGGUAAAUGGUAGUCGUCUUCAGUUCAGUAUGAGAUUCAGUGGAAGGGAGAAUAUUUCCAUAACCAUAUCAAUCAAUGAAUGUACAAUAAUCAAAGAGCUGCGCAUAGCCUAUGGUCCUUGCUCCAGUGCUUUGCCUGAGAUGGUGCUGAAAGAAAUCGAUAUACGUAACGCUGUUAAAUACGAAUGCUUAUACCGCCUUGCUGUUGUCAAUGUAUUUGGUGAACGAAUGCUUUCAGAUUUGCCUGUCAUCUGCGAGCUGGAGGCCUCCACACCAGAUAAAAGCGAACUUGUUAACAAGCGAAUGUGUUCCGAAGAUGGUAAGAAAUAUUUCGACAUCACUGUGCAGGGUGAAACACCUUGGUCGACAGACCUUGUCGUCCGUCUCAAUGGAAAGCCAAUCCCACCUGUUACGAAGUUUGAGGUCUCCAAGAUAGAGCGAAAUAAAAUAGAGGAUUAUCUUGAGAAAAAGAAAAGUAAAUUGUUAGAAAAAAUUGAAGGUUUCGUUAAACACCUGGCCUCGGGUGUACUAACUUUACCAACAGAAGGCGACGAAGGAAAGUUUGUCCCUUACAAUGAAAACAACUGUAAAAUAAUGGCACAAAAUGGCUGCCAAAUCGUCUGUCAAAGUACGCGGAAAUAUGAUCUAAUGGGACCCGACUAUGCCCAUAUUAACAAUAUCAGACGAGUCCUUCAACUUAAAGAUCGCGUUAAAAUCGAAGAAAUACAUGGUGACGUCAUCAUUGACCUAAAGAUUGUUCCGACUCAACUUCACCUAACUUGCAAAGAAGUUGUGCAGCAUCUUCUUCGUGGCUUAUAUUACCGAAAGAAAGCAUCACAAGUAGCCGGAGUUCGUAUGCAAUGGAAGAAUAGGUUUAUAUUCCUAAAGAAUGCAUUAGGAUGGGGUGGGGGUAGUAGCUUAAGCCUUUGCAAAUUUUUCAAAGAUUUCUUCGGCACCUUAAUGAAUAGAUACAAUCGCGAGGCCUGCGAUGAACUGUUUAUGUUUUUCAAUUUUCAACGAGAUAUUAACGAAGUUGAUCUUCACGGUUUACUUGUUGCUGACGAAGAAAGACUAGAACUUUUGCAUUUGGAAAUGUUAAGUUGGCGAUUGAGUCAUGAGACAUUGAACAGCUUGUUUGAUAAAUGCAAAAUGAAUAGCUUCAAAGGUCAAGAAAAGGAAACUUUAAAGAAACAACUGUUGAAAGGCGAAGUGUGUAAUGAUGAAAUUAAUAAUUUUAUCCAAAGUAGCCGCGACUGUAUUCAAGAUAAAUCUCUGUUAGAAAAUUUUGAAAAAGAUUUGUUACAGAGAAAAGAUCGAAGCAAAGACGUUGCUGGGAUUGUUGAGCAGUGGAGAUCAGAAAGCGAUGAAGCUAUUCGGAAAUUGAAAGAAAAAUUGAAGGAUUUCGAUCUUCAAGGAUCGAAAAAGAUCCAGGCACCCUGGCUUGAAAUUAUCGUUGGAGCAGGUCAUCACAGCAGAGUGAAAAAUAAACAAAAGAUCCGCCCAAAGGUGGAGGAAUUUCUAAAGAAGAAAAAUCUUGAGUUUUCUGCGGUCAACAAAGGAUCGCUCGUUGUCACCUUUCAGCCUUAUAGCGGUCCCCAGCCUUGCUUUGCAGAGUAUUAUUGUGAUAAUUGCGAUCGAUGCUGGAAAAGCAGCAAGAGUUUUGUCGGGAAGUACCAGAAAUGCGCUCAAUGUGGCAUCGAUUGUUGGCCUGUUAAACAACGGGAAAAAGAGAGAUUGGAGGAUUUUCGUCGGGAAGCUGGUGGGUCUGAGAAACGUCGGUCCGGACCCCACCAGGAAAGCCUUUGUCAGAAGUGCCAGGAGUUAGGUCAUCUUUGUACAGAAGAGUGUGAUGAUAAUGAUGAUGAUGAUGAUGAUUAUGAUGAUGAUUACGAGGAUGUCGAGUAUCGUAUAUCCUCAGUCGAUGAGCGCUGA
Dendronephthya gigantea is the source of this 4531-nucleotide messenger RNA. RefSeq lists its product as uncharacterized. The record is from RefSeq and is a predicted model, not a curated record. Gene Ontology annotation, molecular function: MAP kinase kinase activity; ATP binding. The coding region runs from base 332 to 4531 and encodes 1399 amino acids. The transcript has 14 exons. Gene Ontology annotation, biological process: protein phosphorylation; MAPK cascade. Lineage: Eukaryota; Metazoa; Cnidaria; Anthozoa; Malacalcyonacea; Nephtheidae.